ACCUUCUACUACUCUCUUCUCUUAGGAACGGAAGAUCCAGCGCGGAGGAGAAAUAUUCCAACCACCAGUUGGGGAUCGGAGAGAGAGAGAGCGAUCGCCUGCUGAAUGCGGCAGUGAAAGCUCCUUUUUGGAAUUAUGGCCUAUCAACAAGUGUCACUGGAGCUGGUGAGGGACGGUCAGUGCACCCCAUGGGGGUUCCGGAUGACCGGUGGGGCGGAUAUAGGCACCCCUCUUGUUAUUCAGAAGAUUACAUUUGGUAGCCCUUCGGAAGGAGAGCUUCAAAAAGGCGACAUCAUUUUGAGAAUAAGAGACACCGAUGCAUCUCGGCUGUCACAUCAAGCCGCCACGGACCUCAUACUCAAAACUGGAAGCACGCUCAAGUUGAUUGUAGCGAGGCAUGUAUCAAAUAUUCCUGGAGGAGUUCCUGUUCCUAAUUAUGUAGGAACUCCUUUAAGACCAUUGCUAACGCCAGCGCCCUCUGACCAAAGUCUCUUCAAGCCAUUGCCAACCACAAAUUUCGGAUCUCCACAACAAAGAAGGAUGUCUACCGAAUCCUACACUAGCACGUGUAGCGAAACAGAAAAAGAAGCAAUUGUUAAUCAACCGUAUCGAUCAACUCCCUUGAUUCUACCUUCUGCAAAACCUGCCAAAGACACUCCAAUCGGUUCCUAUUUAAGAUAUGACCCUUUAACAAGAACAACCACUCCACCUCUGGUACAACGCGACCCGUUCAUGCUCACGAAGGUUCAAGAAGCAAUCUUAGAAGCUGCUCAGUCAUCCUCUUCAGGAUUUUCAAGCCCGGGCAGGACACCAACUCCUGACAUGGGGUAUCAGAAUGGUCCACAAAUCGCGCUCAAACAGUACAACUCGCCCAUCAACAUGUAUUGCAACCAAGCCAUCGUCGAAGCCCUAGCUGCUCAAACAGUCGGCCUGAAAAAACCUGUGCCUGAUCAGGCUGAGCUGCUGGAAACAAAAAAGCUGAAUAACAUAAAGGAUUCUCCGACGUAUCAACUAAUACACGAUGAAGAGUGGAAGAAAGGAAAGGUGGAAGAAUAUCAACCACUUCAGGAACACAUAUACAAUGUAAUUCCUGGCAGUGAAAACUACAAAUCUGAUAUUCACCAAUCCGAUAGCUUUAAAACCAUAAUGCAUAACUUGCAAAGAAUGCCAGAACAUUAAAAAUUACUUGCAUUUUAAGCCAAUGAACGUUAUUGACAUAACACAUGCGAAGCAUUUUUCAGCACUGUCGGAAACCAUAUGAUAGUGUAAUAAUGAAAUAAAUUUAAAUACAUUAAUUAUUUGCCCUCUUGUCCCCGUUAUCGUAACAUAAGGUCUUAAGUGAGCCAAAAUUUUAAGAAAAGUCGCCAAAUUUAGUGAGUUACAGUGAGUGAGAAAAGAUAUUUUUCACGCCCUUUGCACAGCGAAAUCACGGGGUACCUUCAAUUUCCAGCCAAGUCUUUAAAUUUGACUUUCUUAAAAUUUCAGCGGACUAUGAGACCUUAUUCUCGAUAACGGGGACACAAGGGCAAAUAAUGUUUGCGUCAAAAAAUGUCUCAAUAUGCUCUUUCGAUUGCUAUCUAUUUCAGCUUUUUUUCCCAUUACAUUAUUCUUGUGGUUUCCUGGUGAGGACAGAAUUCUGUGUUCAGAAAAAAAACAGCAGACGGAUUUCUAUCCUUCAACUGAAAGAUUUUGAAAUCUUUCACUUGAAGAACAUAAAUCCGUCUACCAAUUUUUUUAAAAAACAUGAUUCCGUCCUAAAUACUGAAAAGUGACACCCAUGCGUUAUCCAUUUUCUUUUAAAAUUCUUUAAUACCGAUUCUAUGAUAAAUUGUGGUUUAUGUACAUUUUUUUACUUAUCCAUGAUCAAAAGAAAAAUUUCUCGCCAAGGUGGAUCAUGUAAACAGCUUGGAAUUUAUUUUACUCAUAGAACGAAACUGUAAAAAGAGUGUUCCCGUCAACAAGGUCAAUUGUAUGGAAUAAUUAUUACAAAUACAUUAGAAACUAUCAUUUUAUAAUAGUGCAAUAUUUAUCAUACGGCAAUGGUGUACAUUUUAUUAUCGUUUAAGGAAUUAGUUUAUUAAAAGAUGGAAAUUAUAGAGUGGAAAAUUAGCAAUUAAUCAAGUAACUUUAGCAUAACUUAUAAUAGGUCAAAUAAUGUAUAAAAAUGUAUCUAUAACGUUUUUGUGAAAUAUCUGACAGGCAAUCAUUUUAAAAUUCAGACAGAACAUUUUACAAUAUUAACGAGAUUCCCGUAAUUAAUAUAAACAGGCAACACAAUUAAGUUUUUGUUCAUUCUUGAAUAUGAGACAAUUCUUUAUCAUUGACUUACUUUGUUACUAGUUUGAGUACACAAAGUACACAAGCAUUUCAAAAAUAACCUUUACAUCUUUAAGUCAUUCUUAUUUUAUUAUUUUUUUUUAUGUUUUAUGAAAGGUUGUCGUACUAGCUAUUGAAAAUUCAAUGUUAUUUUGUUUUUAAAAGUUUUCAAGCACAAAAUUAAAUACUAAAAAAUAAUUGCUGAUAAUUGCCUUUUCAUAAUAGUUUUUAAAAAGGUACCCCCCUUUCUGCUUGAAUGAUAUCAUAACCACUAGAAUGGUAAGAACCAAAGUAUAACAAGAAUAGAGAAGAAAUAACUAUUAUGUAUAUUAUUAGUGUCGUAAAUAUAAAUGCUAUAUCAAUAUAGAGAACAUUCACAUCAUUUUCAUUAAUAAUUCUUUUCAUGAAAAAUUUUUGUCACUUCAAAAUCAUGAGUGACUUUUGUAUAGCCAUGUAAGUAUUGUUGUGAAAGGGUUGUUUUGUAUGAAUUCAUAUUUCUGUACAGUAAUUUAUUUCAAUAAAUCAAAGAAAACUAUU
Uloborus diversus is the source of this 2853-nucleotide messenger RNA. Its product is annotated as PDZ and LIM domain protein 3-like. The transcript has 6 exons. Bases 136 to 1179 code for a protein of 347 amino acids. Gene Ontology annotation, cellular component: Z disc; filamentous actin; adherens junction. Gene Ontology annotation, molecular function: muscle alpha-actinin binding; actin binding. Lineage: Eukaryota; Metazoa; Arthropoda; Arachnida; Araneae; Uloboridae. Gene Ontology annotation, biological process: muscle structure development; actin cytoskeleton organization. The record is from RefSeq and is a predicted model, not a curated record.